AUGGCUGACUUUGUCAUCUUUAAUAGACUCUGGGCCAUGAUCUUCAGCUCUGCCGAAAUGGCAUUUAAGGUCAUUUUAACAUUAACCAGUGUUAAGUUCGACUAUGAACAUGAAUCCAUUAAUAGCACCUCUGAAGGAUUAUUUAUGUUAUUCUCCGUUUGUACAAAACGUAAAAACUUGAGAAUGGACUGGAGGGAGCCUGUCCAGAACCACGGCCCGCCCUACCUGUGCAUUCGUUGGUCGAGCCUGACGUCAGUUAUCGCGGAGUCCCGCCCAGGCCACGCCCCGACGUUGUCCUCCGGAAGGGGAGAAGGCGUGGCUAUUUCGUCUCGGGGCGGUCUCUGCGGUGUCUCCGCUGAGACUCCGAGCAAGCUCGAGGCUUCAGAGGCUUGCUUUGUUCCCACUUCAGAGGUUCCUGUUGCAUGUAAAUCAUGUCCCUGUGGUUAUAUAUUUAUUAGCAGAAAACUAUUAAAUGCAAAAUACUCAGAGAAAUCACCACCUUCUACAGAAAACAAGCAUGAGGCCAAGAGGAGGCGAACAGAGAGAGUUAGGAGAGAGAAGAUAAAUUCUACAGUAAAUAAAGAUUUAGAAAACAGAAAGAGGUCUCGAAGUAACAGCCAUUCAGAUCAUAUCAGACGAGGAAGAGGAAGACCUAAAAGUGCAUCUGCCAAAAAACAUGAGGAAGAAAGAGAGAAACAGGAAAAGGAAAUUGACAUCUAUGCUAACCUCUCUGAUGAAAAGGCUUUCGUGUUUUCAGUUGCCUUGGCAGAAAUAAAUAGAAAAAUUAUCAAUCAAAGACUUAUUCUCUGAUACUUGCCUGCAAAAUCUGUUGAAACUUUCUUCAGGAUUACUUCAGCAAUCCAAUUCACAGUUACGGACUCUCAGGAGCAUUCUGACUCUGUCAAUGUAAAGGGCCAUUGAUAUUUUCCCCUGUCAUUUAGCCUGUGCCGCACUUUGUGAGCAAAGCUGUAGGCCUGGACUGUUCUGGGAUUUCCUUGUGUUUAUCAAGGAGUAUUGUCAGUGUUUCGUGUUUGAGAUAUAAGUUCGUGUAUUUACAAAAAGAAAAAAAAAUGCAAAAUGGAUGUUGAAAGAUAAAAGUGGGUAGGAGUCAGGGUGGAAGUAUGAAAACUAGGAAAAUAAAAUACUUGAUAGUUUUCAGGUUUGCCACCAGAGAUGCAAUAUUUUAAAUACGGUCAGAAGAGUGACUUUAAAAUAUAUAUAUAUUUCAGAUUUUCAGCACUAACAGAUUGCAUAUAUAUACAGUUCAUUUACUUUUAAUAAAUUGCCAAUUGAUAUUUUAUUGAAUGGGGAUCUAAGAAUAUAAACUGUAAAUUUUGUCUUAAAUUGAUUUUUUUCCUUUAGUCUUUAUUUUUAUGACUUAAAGUAUGAGUUAUAUUUUAGGAGAUACUUCCUAGACAGUUUUGAAGUUUGGGUGCUAUAUGAAGACAAACAUUUAAGGAUAUAUCAUACUUCAGAUAUAAACACCUUGUUUUCUUGAAUGUAAUUUAUUUAUUGGUUAAAAAAAAAAACUGCUCUCAAGAUGGUGCCUGUUAACCUAAACAUAAAGUAUAUUUAUUACAUGCAAAAUAUUUCAUAGAUAGCCACUUUUAAAGUAGUGAUGUUUUACCUGAAUGGAUGUUCAUUUAUACAUUCUGAUUAUUAUUUAAAUUGUUACUUAACCUCACUCUGGAAGAAAAAAAUAAACCUU
Tupaia belangeri chinensis (Chinese tree shrew) is the source of this 1708-nucleotide messenger RNA. It is a transcript of the gene HDIP1, whose product is annotated as chromosome unknown C16orf87 homolog. The coding region runs from base 1 to 810 and encodes 269 amino acids. The record is from RefSeq and is a predicted model, not a curated record. NCBI's taxonomy places the organism in Eukaryota, Metazoa, Chordata, Mammalia, Scandentia, Tupaiidae. The transcript is spliced from 6 exons.